CAAGACCCCUAUAGCGACUCGUCCUUGGCAAUAAUUAGAACCUCAAACACCUUCUUCCAUCCUCCAAUCCCAACCCUAUCAAAGCCUAACGCGCGCUUGGACCCAUACACCAAACUGAUACUGUACCCUGUCAUCUGUUCAGACGCGACGGGUUUAUAUCACUCCCAAAUCAUCAUCAUCAUCUCUUCCAGCGUUUCCGGCCGAGUGUAGAGCAGUAUGUCAACAGCAGCAUCAGGGAGUACGGGCCAGGGCCACGGCCUUGGCGGUGGAGGAGGUGGUGGCUCUCCUAAUAGAAGGAGCACGUUACGGAGACCCUUUGGUGGACGUAUAUCUCGUCUUUUGCGUGCUCUCUCCUCUUCCAACAGGAGCGGUACUGCGGAUCGCACAGUGGAAGACGUUACAAUGGACCACGCUACUACUUCAGCACACCCAGCACCCCUCACCCGCUCUGUUUCCUCUCUCGGUUUCUUCCGUCGCAUGUCAACAACGACAUCAACAAACCAGGCAGGGUCAUCAUCCCCAAAGCCGUUACACGCCCGCUCCGCAUCCUUUACGUUGUCCAAAAUCGACUCGGCGCACAACCUCUCCCACUUCGGCCUCGGUCUCUCCCCAGAAGCCGAUGCCAGCACCAACGCCUCCGCUAUCGACGAAGGAUUCUUCACAAUUCCCAUCACCGGUACCGCAGACGCCAUCCGUCCUCGUCGCCUGGAUCCCCUGCACACCCUCCCCCCAGAACUCUGCACGCAGAUAUUUUCCUACUUACCGAUCGGAUCUGUUUCGUCAGCAACCCUUGUCUCGCACGCCUGGCACGCCCACAUUACUCACACCCCCUCCCUCUGGCGCACCCUCUUCUCCUCCCAACCCACUUGGUCCGUCUCUCCCUCCCUCCCCCCCGGCUCCUCCUGGCGCGAGUUAUACCGUAUCCGUCACGGACUCGAGAGGCGGUGGAAGAAUGGAGAAUAUACAGGACGCUGGUUAAAGGGCCAUGGGGAUAGUGUUUACUGCCUUCAGUUUGACAAUGACAAGAUUGUCACUGGGUCGAGGGAUCGCACAAUCAAGGUUUGGGAUGCGAGGAGUUUGGAGUGUGUGCAGACUUUGGCACCACCGCCACCAGGGAGUGGGAGUGGAGUUCCGUUUCAUACGGCUUCGAUUUUGUGUUUGCAGUUCAAUAGGGAGAUAUUGGUCAGUGGGUCGAGCGACUCUACGCUCAUCAUGUGGGUCUACAACCCCUCACUGCAGACUUGGACACCCCGCAAGAAGUUGCAGGGACAUACGGCGGGUGUGCUAGAUGUAUGUUUCUCGGGUUCGUAUAUCGUAUCCUGUUCGAAAGAUACGACAUUGUGCAUCUGGUCUCGCGAAACGGGGGAACUGGUCAAGGUACUGAGGGGACAUCGGGGCCCGGUUAAUGCUGUGCGAAGUAUGAAGGGUGGAUAUGUGGUUAGUGCAAGUGGGGAUUGGACGGUGCGGGUUUGGGAUAUACGUCUCACGGUGGAAGAAGACGGUAUCGAAAUCCCUAACAUGCAUUUCGGAGAAUGCGUCAAAGAACUCCGAGGCCACGCCCGCGGAUUGGCAUGCGUGGAAGUCAGCCCAGACGGCCGCUACAUCGUCUCCGGCGGCAACGACCAAAAAAUCAAAAUCUGGUCGUCCUCCACGGGUGAAUGUCUCCACACUCUCUCCGGGCACUCCCUCCUCGUUCGAACUCUGCACUUGUUCAAUGAUCGCAUUAUUUCGGGGUCGUAUGAUCGACGUGUUUGUGUGUGGGAUUUGGAGACGGGGGAGUUGAGGAUGGAGUUUCCGAAGGAUCAUGGGAGUUGGAUAUUUUGUGUGAAGGGGGAUUUGGGGAGGGUUGUGUCUACGAGUCAGGAUUGUAGGGGAUUGGUGUUGGAUUUUUGGGGUGGAGAGGAUUGGAGGGAGGGUGUGGGCAAGUAUCUGACUGGGUGAGGAGUGGAUUAGCCUGCUUAAAACUACGCGUAGUUGGAGAAAAUUGCGGUGGUACAAUUGGCUUGGUUCGGAAUGGAUGUAGUUGGCGGCGUUCUUGGGUUUAUCUAUUGGACUUUUGAUUGAGCAGGGUUUGGCUUUCACCUCGGUAUACGCAGGCCACGUAAGAGAGAGAACUGUACAGGAACUGUGGUAUAGACACUUAUGGUCGUUUUAAUUGUAGUUUACCUUUGUAGCAGAUGAUAACGGUUCAGGAUGCCUAUGACCCGCAG
Molecule: messenger RNA, 2210 nt
Organism: Saitoella complicata NRRL Y-17804
Lineage: Eukaryota; Fungi; Ascomycota; Saitoellomycetes; Saitoellales; Saitoellaceae
Product: WD40 repeat-like protein
Exons: 2
Coding region: 217-1941 (574 amino acids)
Molecular function (GO): protein binding
Source: RefSeq, a predicted model, not a curated record